AUGUGUCAUCACUGUCCUUCAAUGUCGUCUGCUUUUCGUAAUAUACUUAAAUUCAGUUUUAUCUCUGAGAUUAUUUGUUACAAUUUGAUUCUCAAGCAGACGACAUUACCCUUCCAAUUCAAAGUCGCAACAAAUUUGUUCUCUUUUCGCUGUCUCACUUUAAUCUCCUCCUUUUUACUCUCUCUCUCUCUCCCUCACUUUUACUAUCCUCUCACUUCUCCUCAUCUUGAAUUUAUUUUCUCUUCCUCUCACCUCUAUUAUCUUCCUCUGUUCAUUCUCUUCCCGUGUCCUUUUUUUUCUCUUUCUCUUUACCUUCCACACUCUCUUCUUUUCUGCCUUCUUUCUUAUUCUUUCUCCCUCUCUCUCUCUCUCUAUCUCUCUCUACUUUCCUGUUUCUACCUUUCAUUCUUCCUCCACCACGUCAUCUGUUUUCUCUCUUCUUUUCUUUACAUUGAAUUUUUACUCUUUUUCUCUUUUCCCUCCUCCUUUCACUAUCUCCCUUCUUCUCCUCUUCACCUGUUUAUUCUCUGUUUCUUUUACUCUCCCUUCUAUUACUUUACUUUUCACACUCUUCUUCCCCUCCUUCUUUCUUACACUCAUUCCCUCUGUUUUACUUUCACUCUUUCUUCAACACUUCCUUACUAUCUAACCCUUUCACUCUCUCCUUUGCCUCUUUUCUUAUGA
Messenger RNA from Acanthosepion pharaonis, 684 nucleotides. Lineage: Eukaryota; Metazoa; Mollusca; Cephalopoda; Sepiida; Sepiidae. The record is from the annotation of a GenBank genome assembly.